Lactuca sativa (garden lettuce) is the source of this 1796-nucleotide messenger RNA. RefSeq lists its product as uncharacterized. Gene Ontology annotation, molecular function: kinase activity. The record is from RefSeq and is a predicted model, not a curated record. NCBI's taxonomy places the organism in Eukaryota, Viridiplantae, Streptophyta, Magnoliopsida, Asterales, Asteraceae.
ACUAUGGCAUGCAAUUCGCUUCCCCUAUCCAGAUCCAUCGCAGAAAAAAUCGGUUCCGGCCGCCGGAGAUAAUCGAAGUGUUUGACACGCGCCAACUACACACGGCGCACCGAUGGCAGCCAUGCUCUCUACCAGUGCCAUGCUCCCGAGCUUUAUCUUCUCUUCAUCGCGUAUCUCCAUCACUCCCGUGACCACUACAGCCAGCGUGCAAAGAUUCAGGACAAAAAUGUUGUCGUCGGUGACUCAGACUGAAAGAACAAUCGUGCUUGGAUUUGGUGGUGUGGGGGUGGAUCUCUUGGCUACUGUGGCUACGUUCCCAAACCCGGAUGACAAGAUUCGAAGCACCAGCUUAAAGGUACAAGGAGGUGGUAAUGCAGGAAAUGCUCUAACUUGUGCAGCUCGUUUAGGAUUGAAUGCAAGGUUAAUAUCCAAGGUUGCCAAUGAUGCUCAAGGGAGAGGAAUACUGGAGGAACUAAAAGCGGAUGGUGUAGAUGUAUCUUUUUUUGAGGUUUCUGAAGAGGGUAAUUCACCAUUUACCUAUGUCAUUGUAGACGAUCAAACGAAGACUCGGACUUGUAUUCAUACACCAGGGUGGCCUCCAAUGAUUCCAGAUGAGCUUUCCGGUUCAUCUUUACUAAGUGCAUUGGCUGGAGUGAAGCUUGUUUAUUUUGAUGUGCGGUUGCCUGAAACGGCUCUAGUUGUAGCACAUGAGGCAAAUCGCAGGAAAAUACCUAUUCUAAUUGAUGCUGAAAGGCCAAGGGAAGGCCUCGAUGAUCUUCUAAAUUUAUCAGACUAUGUUGUGUGCUCCGCUAAACUUCCACAGACAUGGACUGGAGCCCCAUCUGUUGCAACCGCACUUGUUUCUAUGCUGUUAAGGUUGCCUAAACUCAAGUUUGUUAUCGUAACUUUAGGUGCAGAUGGUUGCAUAAUGCUCGACAGAAGAAACAUAUCUGAGAAUGUCGAAGCUGAAGAAAUGGAUGUAGAUGAUUUAUUAGAGAUACUGAAACGCAAAUCCAGCACUCUUUCAACUGCCCCAACAUGCAUUUCAUCGGAGAUUACAAGAUUGCAGGCAAAGGGAAUCGGGAAUGUGUGUGGAAAGCUGUUCAUUGGCACAGCUGAGAAGAUACCACAGUCGGAGCUGGUGGAUACAACAGGUGCUGGAGACGCAUUCAUAGGAGCAGUCCUGUAUGGCAUUUGCACCAACAAGCCACCAGAACAAAUGUUACCUUUUGCAGCUCAAGUGGCAGCCAUCACUUGUCGAGCUUUAGGAGCUCGUGCGGGUCCAAAUCUCACAGAUUCUCGUUUAGCACCUUUUUUACAUUAACUAAUCCUACUGCUGUUACAGGUGGGGAGCCCCGCGUUGCGGGGGUCGGAUGCGACAAAGAAGCUAAGGAAGAACAUAUGAACAUAGAGCAGAAACUGUUGGAUUGUUUCAUAACAAAAGUCGUGAACAUAAAUGUAUGCAAACUAUAUAUGCAAAACAGGUAAAAAAGAAGUUGAAGUUUCGACAAAUAAGAACAUGAUGUGCUAAGAACGUUUAGUUAUCACCACAGUAAUAACCAUGAUUGCCAAACCCAUAAGAGUUGCUCCAAUAGGCGGUUUUCUCCAUUGAUAUUCCAACAGUUCUAUCUGGAUUCACAGUAAAUUCUCCUUUGGGUGCGCCACCGAAAAGGGUCUGAAACAUAUCAGAUAAACUGUUCAUCAUGUCAACCACUGUAACUAUAACUUUAUGCUUGAUGUCCUUCACAUAAUCCAUGAAACCAUUUCCGGAUUCAGAUGUUGAUUCACUCUCAUCA